AUGCGUGAUCAUUACGAGAACGGUAUUUCUACACGUACGAUCGGCCACUAUAGCAACACCUCUGCUGAUGAUUUCGUCAACAACCUCGUCGACAAGGAGGUCGAUCAGUAUACCUCGUCUGGCUCCGAUGGCGUUAUCAGUCAGGGCGUCAACAAUGCCGUGAAUACAUAUCUCUACCUCUGA
Messenger RNA from Penicillium diatomitis, 183 nucleotides. RefSeq lists its product as uncharacterized. NCBI's taxonomy places the organism in Eukaryota, Fungi, Ascomycota, Eurotiomycetes, Eurotiales, Aspergillaceae. The coding region runs from base 1 to 183 and encodes 60 amino acids. The transcript has 2 exons. The record is from RefSeq and is a predicted model, not a curated record.